CCUGCAGGUCAUCCAGUUUGCUGUAGCCAGGCACCAGACUGAGCCUGAGCACGGAGCUGCUGCGGCUGCUCCUCUGGGAUGGCAAGCAGCUCAUCAGGACGCACAUCUGCAUGGCAGCUGGCAGGGCAACCGAAAGGAGUCUAACCUUGCCCUUGGCGCAACAUCCAUCAUGCACAGGUUAAAUACGUUAAUGUAAAGCUCAGCUCCGAUUGGACAGAGGAUGGCAGGAGGAAUGAGAAAGGUUCCGUGCAGAGGGAAAGGAUUGCAUGUGGGACUGUUUGUGGUUGUUUUGUUACUUGGAACUGAUGUGAGCUUAAAAGGCCGGGCAGGGGUCAGUGCACAGAACAACGAGAGGCGACGCCUGGCUCACCUUCCAGGAGACAUCAUCAUAGGGGCCCUGUUCUCUGUCCACCACCAGCCACCUGCAGAUAAAGUGCAUGAGAGGAAGUGUGGAGCCGUGCGUGAGCAGUAUGGAAUCCAGAGGGUGGAGGCCAUGAUGCACACUCUGGAUAGGAUAAAUGCUGACCCAAGUAUUCUUCCUAACAUUAGCCUGGGCUGUGAGAUAAGGGACUCCUGCUGGCACUCGGCGGUGGCCCUGGAGCAGAGCAUCGAGUUUAUUCGGGACACGCUGGUGUCCAGCGACGARGAGGAGAGCCAGGCCAGAUGUGCUGCAGAGGCAGGGAGUUUGCUUGUUCAGGGAAAGAAGCCUAUCGUGGGACUGAUUGGACCAGGAUCCAGCUCUGUGGCCAUCCAGGUUCAAAACCUCUUGCAGCUCUUCAACAUCCCACAGAUAGCUUACUCAGCCACCAGCAUGGAUCUCAGUGACAAGAGCCUCUAUAAGUACUUCAUGAGGGUGGUGCCAUCAGAUAUGCAGCAGGCUAGAGCCAUGGUGGACAUUGUGAAGAGGUACAACUGGAGCUAUGUGUCUGCAAUACACACUGAGGGUAACUACGGUGAGAGCGGRAUGGAGGCGUUCAAAGACAUGGCGGCAAAAGAGGGAAUCUGCAUCGCUCACUCUGAUAAAAUAUACAGCAACGCAGGCGAGCAGAGCUUCGACAAACUCUUACAGAAACUCAGGGGCCACCUGCCCAAAGCCAGAGUGGUGGCCUGUUUCUGCGAGGGCAUGACCGUCCGAGGCAUCCUGAAGGCGAUGAGACGACAGCGCCUGGUGGGGGAGUUCCUGCUGGUUGGGAGUGAUGGCUGGGCGGACAGGUAUGACGURACCGAUGGCUAUCAGAGGGAGGCAGCUGGUGGAAUCACUAUAAAGCUAAAGUCAGCUUAUGUGACCUGGUUUGAUGAUUAUUACCUGAAGCUGACGCCCGAUUCCAACYUGAGGAACCCUUGGUUUCCUGAGUUCUGGCAGCACCGUUUCCAGUGCAGGUUGAGGGGUCAUCCGCAGGAGAACACAAAGUACAACCGCACUUGCACAUGGAGAGAGUCUCUGCGCCAUCAAUAUGCUCAAGACACCAAAAUGGGUUUUGUUAUAAAUGCCAUUUAUUCCAUGGCUUAUGGUCUACACGCCAUGCAGCAAGUUCUCUGUCCAGGAUUYAAGGGUUUAUGUCAAARCAUGCGACCCAUUGAUGGCCGCAAGCUGCUGGAUUUCUUAAUGAGAACCAACUUCACAGGCGUGUCUGGAGAGAAAAUCCACUUUGACCAGAAUGGAGACUCACCUGGCAGGUAUGAAAUAAUGAACUUCAAGCAGACUGGCGAGGACCACUUYGCUUACAUCCACGUGGGAAGCUGGGAUCAGGGCGGCUUGAAGAUGAACGACGAGGAAAUCUGGACCAACAACAGUGACGUGAUCCAGUCAGUUUGCUCGGAGCCMUGCAAAAAGGCACAGAUCAAGGUGAUCCGCAAGGGAGAGGUGAGCUGCUGUUGGACUUGUACUCCCUGCAAAGAGAAUGAGUUCGUGUUUGACGAGUACACUUGUCGCGCUUGUAUCCUGGGUUCCUGGCCCACAUACGACCUCACUGGUUGUGAACCCAUCCCAGUGCAGUAUGUGCGUUGGGGGGAUCCAGAGCCAAUCGCCGCUGUAGUCUUUGCCUGUCUGGGYCUCCUGGCAACGCUUUUUGUCACUUCUGUCUUCAUCAAAUUUUGGGACACUCCUGUGGURAAGUCGUCCAGUCGAGAGCUCUGCUACAUCAUUCUGGCUGGAAUAUGCYUGGGAUACUUGUGCACUUUCAGCCUCAUUGCCAAGCCACACAUCAUCUACUGCUACUUACAACGGCUGGGAAUUGGUCUGUCCCCCGCCAUGAGCUACUCUGCUCUGGUCACCAAGACCAACCGUAUAGCACGCAUCUUGGCUGGCAGCAAAAAGAAGAUCUGCACCAAGAAACCUCGCUUUAUGUCUGCCUGUGCGCAGCUGGUCAUCGCCUUCCUGCUCAUCCUGCUGCAGCUAGGAAUCAUUGUGGCACUUCUUAUCAUAGAGCCACCAGAGGUGAUCCAUGACUAUCCCAGUAUCCGUGAAGUACAUUUAAUCUGCAAUCUGACCACUUUGGGGGUGGUGGCACCACUGGGCUAUAACGGCCUGCUAAUUCUCAGCUGCACCUUUUAUGCCUUCAAGACUCGUAAUGUACCAGCUAAUUUUAACGAGGCCAAGUAUAUUGCCUUCACCAUGUACACCACCUGCAUAAUCUGGCUGGCCUUUGUUCCCAUUUACUUUGGCUCAAAUUAUAAAAUCAUAACCAUGUGCUUUAGUGUCAGCCUCAGUGCCACGGUGGCUCUCUGCUGCAUGUUUGUCCCCAAGGUGUACAUUAUGCUCGCCAAGCCUGAGAAAAACGUGCGCAGUGCUUUCACCACGUCCACAGUCGUGCGCAUGCAUGUAGGCGACGCCAAGAAAGCUGCCAAGACUGGCAAAUCUUCCAGCAGCAUGGCCAACUUGUUUCGACGCCGUGGCUCRGCUCAGGACAACAUAAGUUCCAACGGAAAGUCAUGGGGACCAAAUGAACGCAGCUACAGGCCAAAUCUAUGGAAAAGGAUGUCCUUCCAUGUGAAGAAAAAGGACCCAGUCGAGGUGAAUCAGACGGCUAUCAUCAAGCCCUUCUCUAAAGGAGGAGAAACACCAGAAGACAGCGUCAAAGAGCUGUAUGAAGAGCCACAAGUGUCCCAGUCUUUCAGCUGCUCGCCCUCUCAGUCACCCCUACCAAACAUCAGCGCACACGCAUCAAAAGCAAAGGGUCUGAAGGGGGAGGAGGGCAGCGAGGAGGUGCAAGUUUUCCCCACGUAUGUACCUGAGCACGCUCCUGGCGUCAGACGAAGAGGCGGAGACAACAGCCAGGUUUCGGUUGUGAUGGASGGCGGGGACAUUAGCAUCAUCAGCGUGGGGGACAUCGGCCAGACUCAGGGUACCACCAUCAUGGACCAAAUCAGCAGCGUGGUCAAUCGCUUCACUGCCAACAUCAGCGAGCUGAACACCAUGAUGCUGCCAGGAGGAGCCAUUGUCGGCYCCCCCUCCUCCACCGCCCUGCCCGCUGCUGCUGCUGCUGCGGACACGCCGCUGUGUCCACCUCAGCAUCUCAACCAUCACGCCCCCUCCACGGUCACCACACACGCCGAGGUGACCUCGGUCUCCAGUUUCUGUGAGAAUCGACCAGCAGCUAAGAUUUAUGAGCAUCUGGCGGGGACUUGUGUGAGCGGCAGGCGAGCCAAGAACGCAGAGGAGCUGAUGGCUCUGACACCUCCCUCUCCGUUCAGAGACUCGUCUCUGAGCUCUGAAGGCAGCUCUCCCCCCUCCCUGUCCCCAGCAUCUGAGGCUGAGUAUAACCAGCUGCUCAGACACUACAGCCAGAGCUCCUCUUCYCUUUAAACCUGCUUUUAUCGAAGUAUUCAUCCUUUAAUUGAAGUCUGUAAGACAAACCCUCAGACAUGGAAAGAAAACCUUUUGAUGCCUUUUUAKCAUGUGGAUAUUUUGGAUGUUUAAACAGUUUUUGAGAAAACAAUCUUUUAAGUGGGACAUGAUAUUUCAAAGAACAAAGACACAAGAAUUUGUGGCAAAGCUGCAAAUAUUAAAGACCCCCCCAAAAAGGAACUAAAGGCUACUUUUUUAAUUCAACUGAAGACUCAUACUCUGCUGAUACUCAAACAAACUACAGAAAAAUCCAAAGAAAASAAAUAAGGAGCAUUUUAUCAAAUCAUAACAUGAGGUGGGAUUUAAAUUAACACCUUUAUCUGUUUUUCUUUUGAUUAUAUUUAAAUAACAAAUGAAGCCCAAACAUAUCUGGAUAUAAUCAAAUAUACAGAUUAUUGUAAUCUUAGAUGUUUUUCAUCUAUUUUUAUCAUAGGAAGAAUAAUUUUUAUUUUAUCACUUGCUGUAAAYAUUAUUUAUCUUAUGUGCUUUUGGUUUUGAUCCAUCUCAAAUACUCAAGUUGAAAGGAUAUCAGCACAUCAUUUAAGCAAAGAACAGCUCAAAUAAUAGAUUUGAUAGUUUUUAUUUACCAGUCCACCAAUUAGCUGGCACAUAUGGGAGAGCCUUUGUAUAUUCUGCUGCUCAAGAGGAAAAAAAUGGACAGUUACUGUUAAAUGUGGUGCGAUUUAUUUCUUCUGUGCGGGAAAAGAACAAAAGCAGGAGGAAUCUUCUUAUCUUAAUAAAAUAUGUUGCAUCUCUGAGGAAUAUAAGGACACAAUCAUCAGGUACUGCAAAGAGCUUAAGGACAACUUGGAUGUUUUCUUCAUUCCUUUUAUCUGUGGGUGACUUGGAUGAAUGAAUGUACAAAAAACUUGGACCAAGACAGAAGAAGAAACUAUCCAUCUCAGGAUGUUUUUUGAACUAAAAUGUGUUCCUUUCCGAGCGCUGUUAUGCGGCUCCACAAAAUGUUUCCACUUUGCAUGAUGUAAAGAUUUGUUUGUACCCUGAAGUAUUUUUUUAAGUUGUAAUGUCAAACCUCUUGGAUUAACAGUAGCAAGGAUAUGGUAGGUUUAAGGGUUUUUAUUUUGACAAAUGUUUUUUGCCUGUUUUUAACUUAAAUACUGUAUGUGCCAGAGUUUUUUUGUAGUAAAUAGUUUUCUUAAAGGUCACACUAAAAACCCAACUGUGAGCCUGUUUAAAUUUAUUUUAACUUUUGCUGGAAUGUUUCAGUUCACUCAAGCUUCUGAUUUUUUUUUU
Messenger RNA from Austrofundulus limnaeus, 5101 nucleotides. RefSeq names its product glutamate receptor, metabotropic 5a (gene grm5a). Lineage: Eukaryota; Metazoa; Chordata; Actinopteri; Cyprinodontiformes; Rivulidae. The record is from RefSeq and is a predicted model, not a curated record. Gene Ontology annotation, molecular function: G protein-coupled receptor activity. Bases 221 to 3805 code for a protein of 1194 amino acids. Gene Ontology annotation, biological process: G protein-coupled receptor signaling pathway. Gene Ontology annotation, cellular component: membrane. The transcript is spliced from 19 exons.